Syngnathoides biaculeatus (alligator pipefish) is the source of this 2475-nucleotide messenger RNA. It is a transcript of the gene spats2, whose product is annotated as spermatogenesis associated serine rich 2. Lineage: Eukaryota; Metazoa; Chordata; Actinopteri; Syngnathiformes; Syngnathidae. The record is from RefSeq and is a predicted model, not a curated record. Gene Ontology annotation, cellular component: cytoplasm. The transcript is spliced from 13 exons. Gene Ontology annotation, molecular function: protein binding. The coding region runs from base 477 to 1916 and encodes 479 amino acids.
CCGACAAAGCAGUGUGUCUCCGCCUUAUUUUGCAGCCGUGACCCGAACAAUUUGCCUCCCGGUUGUCGAGAACGUCACGGCUAAAGGCGUGUUUGUGCGACUCCCAACCUGGCAACCCCCGCAGGAGCAGCCGAGCGGCUCAGUCUCUUCUUCGCAGUCUCAGCGCGCAAGUCGCAAGUCGGCCGCCUUCGGGAUCCGCGCUCGCCCGAACCCCAAAUCGGUUCCGCCUUUCUCAUCGCCACGUCAGCGUGAAGCACAAGAAAAGGAAAGCUGCCAUUGGCUGAGCGGAUGUUGAUGUUGGUCGCGAGCUUCAGUCACGACACAACCCCCUGAGAAAAGGCCGUUUAUUAGAAACCAGAACCAAAACACCUUUCGGACCCUUCCGUUGAACAAAAAGCGUGAGUGAGCCCUUUGGACGUCGCAUUCCCGAGCAAGUUGCAGACUCGUCGUCGCCGCGUGAACUUGCAGCUACCGACAUGGCAAAGAAGAACCAAAAGGACACCUCGGAGGUGGUGUUUGACACGCGCUCAAAGAUGGUCAUGUCCCAGGGAGGACCACCGGAAAGGAUGAAAGAGAAGAUCGGCGCCGUCAGGGCAGUCGUCCCCAACAAAAGCAACAAUGAGAUUGUUCUGGUGUUGCAGCAUUUUGAAAACUGCGUUGACAAGGCUGUGCAAGCGUUCUUAGAAGGCAGUGCAGUGGAGAUCCUGAAGGAGUGGAGCGUCACUGGCAAAAAGAAGCCCAAUAAGAAAAAGAAGCCCAAGCCCCAGCCGGAGGCCCCAGCAGAACCGGGCCCAUCUGAAGCCACGCCGCCUGAGGAAGCCAAGGACAAGACCAACGGCUUCCACCCCAACGGCUCACUGGCGGAGGGGGAGUCGCUCGACUCCCUGAGCGAACACCUGGACUCGGCCUCCGUGGACGCGUCGGAGCUGGACUCUGAAGUGACCGCAUCCGUAACUUCUGUUGCCAAAGCAGAGAGUCCGCCGGCGCAGAGUUCCCACCAGGGUCCCAGAGGCGGCAAGAGUCCCAGAGAUUCACAGCGCCAAAACUCCUCCUCGGCCCUCCCCGAUGGGCAAAGUCAGCAACGGCCGUCUGCAGGAAAGAAGAUCGCCCCCAACAUCGACCGCUCCGUGAAGGACCUGCAGCGAUGCAGCGCUUCGCUUACUCGCUACAGGGCGUUGGUGAAGGAGGAGAUGGAGUCGUCUCUCAAGAAGAUGAAGCAGACGUUUGCCGAGCUACAGACCACCCUAAUGGACAGAGAAGUGACAUUGCUGUCCGAAAUGGACAAAGUGAAAGCGGAGGCCAUGUCCAGUUUGAACGCUCGACAGAAGAGAGCCGAGGAGCUCCGCAGGCUGACGGACCAGUCGGCGUCCAUGUCUGAAGAGCAGCUGACCGAACUGCGGGCCGACAUCAAGCACUUUGUGAGCGAGCGCAAGUACGACGAGGACCUCGGCAAAGCUGUCAGAUUUACUUUCGACCUGGAGCCGCUGAAGACGAGCAUCACGCAGUUUGGAUCUGUUUACCACCCCCGGACGGGUUACUCCGAUCGGUCCCGUUGCAGCUCCACGUCGUCCUCGCUGGUCCACCCGAGUACUGCGGAAGCCCCUCCCGCCACUCAGACCCAAAGCCCCCCCAACCAGUUCCGACCCCCGCCGGCCAAACAGAUAUUCCAAGGCAACCGCCGCACAUUCCAGGGACAGGGUUACCAGUCCGGCGGCCAGCGGUACAGCAGCGGCUCCAACCACGAUCGGAACUCCGGACGCCCUGAUCAGCGUCAACGCGGCGGGGGCGGGGGUGACGGCGGGGCCUCCAACAGCUAUCGAGGGGGCUCCCGAGGCGGCGCCCCGUCGGCGUCCAACCAAAGCCGAGGUUCUCACAACGGUCUCCCUCAAAGGCUUCCGCGGAUGCCCUGCCCGUAGGUUGCGGGAGUAACCCCCCCGACCUCCCCCCAUUCACUUCAUUUAACUUGCACUCCCCGCCCGACCCCACCAGCGAUUGGAGUCCGCCAUCCUGAAGACAAGUUUCCAUAUUGUCAUCGUUCCCUUUACACCGACCCGUUCACGGGUAGACGAGUCGACGUGGGCGUCUCCUCGCCGUCCUCCGUCCGCUUGCGUGCACUGUGGAAGUGGAACUUUUCUUCUUUUUUCGUUUUCGUGUCCUCUUUCCGUCGAUGACGGAAUCGUUCCGAGGAAGCUUUUGGCACGAUUGCCGAGCUGCUGCGUAGCCAGAGAGAGCUAAAUCGUUAGCGUUAGACAACUCGAGUAGGUUGUUGCUGAGCUACGCUAAUUAGCUCGGACGGUUUUUCCCCAACCUUUAUUGAACCGAGGCGGGGGACAAAAAAAUAAAUAAAUCACAUCACCAAAUAAAAAUAAUGUACAGACGUCAGUAAUCUUGUCAAAGUACUCACAAAUUUACAGUUGGCUUUAGUUAAACACAUAUAUAUUUCAUAGUAGUUGAGUAUAACGCCUGUCACUCUAU